Messenger RNA from Physcomitrium patens, 1148 nucleotides. Its product is annotated as small ubiquitin-related modifier 1. The record is from RefSeq and is a predicted model, not a curated record. NCBI's taxonomy places the organism in Eukaryota, Viridiplantae, Streptophyta, Bryopsida, Funariales, Funariaceae. Gene Ontology annotation, molecular function: protein binding.
AUUAGUGAGAGAGGGACCAGGCCGAGCUUUGCCAAGCUUCUUUCGCAAGGAAAAGCCCAGUGUAUCAGUGCCUUAGGGCUUCCUCGAUCACACUGCGCUGUUGUUUCCAGCUCCAUUGCGCUUCUGUUUUCUUCAGCUUCAUCUCCAUCACUGCUCUUUGUUCUCAGUUACCCAUAUUUUGGCCUCUCCUGCCGUCAAUUCCUGUCUCGCUGUUUCAGAGAGUUUUCGUAGAAAGGGGUUUGGUGCGAUGGCGGGGGUGGAGGACAGCAGCAACCCGGGUGUGCAGCAUCAGGACGAGAAGAAACCUCUCGACGGAGCAGGGCAGCACAUCAAUCUCAAGGUCAAGGGCCAGGAUGGAGGGGAGGUGUUCUUUAGGAUCAAAAGCACUGCCACUUUGCGCAAGCUGAUGAACGCUUACUGUGACCGCCAGUCUGUGGAUCCUUCCUCUAUUGCAUUCCUCUUUGACGGCCGUCGUCUUCGAGCUGAACAGACACCUGCUGAGCUCGACAUGGAAGAUGGUGACGAGAUUGAUGCCAUGCUCCAUCAAACAGGCGGAGCCUCUUCCUGAUAUGAAUAUGCCGUCUCAGGCAGUGUGGUCCUGAAUAUCCUAUAUACUGAACAGGCUUCAUUAUUUUGUUAAACCUCUGGUGUUGCGCACAUAAAGUUUGUCUCUCGGUUCUGUUUUUUUCGCAUGUUUUCCAAACUUGGUCUUUUCCUCUUGUUGAACUUGCUGUUAGGAAUAAACGUAAAAACGCUAAUGUUCAAGACUAUAUCAGCACUUGGGUGGCAUGUGGCGGUGCUGUUCAAUCCUGUGAAGAAAGGAGAGGCGCAGAUUCGGAGGACUAAGAUGCACUCAGGGUUCUCCUCACUGCUUUGUAGUGUGACCUCCACUUGCUUCCCAAACUGUGCGUAAAUCGCGAUAUACUGGAGGGUUUGUCCUCUUACUUUGCUGGAGACUACUAUGCCGUGGAGAAAUGAUGAUGCGACAUUUACAUGAACUUCACCUGUCAAGUGCCCAACGUAUAUUGGAUGUUUUCAAAAACUUUGUCAAAGAGGCCGCAAUUUUUUAAGUUUUCUAUCACAUGUCCAUCAUUUGAGAUUUUGCAACUUUGGGUCCAAUCAAGCAUUCCGGCAGCCUUGUUUUCGAA